Molecule: messenger RNA, 1756 nt
Organism: Arachis ipaensis
Lineage: Eukaryota; Viridiplantae; Streptophyta; Magnoliopsida; Fabales; Fabaceae
Product: NAD(P)-binding Rossmann-fold superfamily protein
Biological process (GO): steroid biosynthetic process
Molecular function (GO): oxidoreductase activity, acting on the CH-OH group of donors, NAD or NADP as acceptor
Source: RefSeq, a predicted model, not a curated record
UCUUUUCUGUUGUGUUCUGACUUGGUCUUAGCGUUAGUGUGUGUUUAAGGUGGUGACGAGCAGAUAAGAAUAAGAUCGAUCAGAAUCAGGUCAGAUCGAGAAUGCACUUGAGCGAGAACGAAGGGAUAGAGGGGAAGGUCUUCGUGGUGACCGGUGGGCUCGGAUUCGUAGGGGCAGCUCUUUGCUUGGAGCUGAUCCGAAGAGGUGCCGCGGAGGUGCGAGCCUUUGACCUCCGCCACUCAUCUCCAUUUACCCAUGCUCUCGAGAAAAAGGGAGUGCGCUGCAUCCAAGGGGAUGUUGGGCGCAAAGAAGAGGUGGAAAGAGCCCUGCAGGGGGCGGAGUGUGUGUUCCACCUGGCGGCCUUCGGAAUGUCGGGCAAAGAGAUGCUCCAGAUAGGGCGCGUGGAUGAGGUCAACAUAAGCGGGACCUGCCACGUGCUCGACGCGUGCCUCGACCUCGGCAUCACAAGGCUCGUCUAUUGCAGCACUUACAAUGUAGUCUUCGGUGGUCAACCCAUCGUCAACGGAGAUGAGACUCUGCCGUAUUUCCCAAUUGAUCAGCAUCUCGUCGAUUCAUACGGCCGCAGCAAAUCCAUCGCCGAACAGCUCGUUCUCAAGAAUAACGCCCGUCCACUCAAGAAUAACUCCGGGAAGCGUCUUUACACCUGCGCUGUUCGUCCUGCUGCAAUCUAUGGACCCGGCGAAGACAGGCACCUUCCUAGGAUCAUAUCCAUGGCCAAGUUGGGUCUCCUUCUCUUCCGGAUUGGCCACCACACUGUCAAAUCAGAUUGGGUUUAUGUGGACAACCUUGUUCUUGCUCUCAUCUUGGCAAGUAUGGGGCUUUUGGAUGACAUCCCUGGGGAGGGAAAGGGAAAGCUCCCCAACGCGGCUGGCCAAGCAUAUUUCAUAUCUGACGGUUCUCCUGUCAAUACUUUUGAAUUCAUCGAACCUCUCGUCAGGAGUUUGGACUACCAGUUCCCAAUGAAGUGGUUGGCUGUCGAUCGUGCUCUUGUUAUUGGGAGGAUUUGCUGGGCUGUUUAUACAAUAUUAUAUCCAUGGCUCAAUCGGUGGUGGCUUCCUCAGCCAUUCAUCCUUCCCCCUGAAGUACACAAGGUUGGGGUCACCCAUUAUUUCUCUUAUCUCAAAGCCAGAGAGGAGAUCGGUUAUGUCCCCAUGGUGUCCUCUCGAGAGGGGAUGGCUUCUACCAUGGCAUACUGGCAAGAGAGGAAAAGGACCACAUUGGACGGGCCUACCAUAUACGUGUGGCUGUUUGCAGUCAUUGGAAUGAUCUCUCUCGCCUCUGCUGCUUUCUUACCUGACAUUGGAAUUGUGGUCUUUCUUAGAGCUAUAUCGCUUUUUGUCUUUCGAUCAAUGUGGAUGAUAAGACUAAUUUUCUUUUUAGCUACAGCUUUACAUAUCCUUGAAGCCAUUUAUGCUUGGCACCUCGCUAAAAGGGUCGAUCCUUCUAAUGCAAGAGGCUGGUUUUGGCAAACUUUUGCUCUUGGAUUCUUUUCAUUGCGUUUCCUCUUGAAAAGAGCAAGGAAGUAAAAUGCACUCUCAAGCUUUUAGCAGAUGACUGGAUCAUGCCGGGAAUGACUCCUCUUCCCUGAAGAUUUCUGCACAAUAAUUUGGAAAAUGCGCACUAUAUUUUUGCUUUAAGAUGUUCUUUUAUCUUUUGGAAAAGACUUAUCUAGAGGAGAAUGUUACGAUGUACUCAUUCUUAGAUCAAUAAGAUGGCCCAGUGUAUUCCCUCAUAA